AUGGCGGACGCUAUAUCUAUCGAGGAGACAAACCGGAUUCGAGCUUCACUUGGAAUGAAGCCUUUAGCAGUACCAGGAGCUGCAGGUCCAGUUUUCAAAGAGGCCCCAUCUGCACCGGCAGAAGAUGUCGGCAGUACAUUAGAAUCGCGACAAGCUGAAGGCUAUGAUAACUAUCGAAGGUUACAAGAGGCUGAUGAGACUAAGAGAAAACGAGAAGCCAAAGCAGAAGCCAUAAAGAAGGCGCGUGAUACAGCCAAACGAUUUGCGAAACUCGAAGGCAAAGGUCUGGGAGAAGCUGACGAUGAUGGCGAUCUGGAUGCUAAAUCCUGGUUGAUGAAGCAAAAGAAACGGCAAAAAGAGAUUGAAAAGGCAAGAAAGAAGGAGCAGGAACGUAUCGAUGCAGAAGCUGCGGCAGCUGCCGAAUAUACUGCCAAAGAUCUCGCGGGCGUUAGAGUUGGGCAUGAGCUGGAUACAUUUGCCGAAGGGGAGGAUCAAGUUCUCACAUUGAAAGACACCACGAUCGACGAAAAUGAAGAAGAAGGUGAUGAACUGGAGAAUUUGGAUCUACGUGAGCGUGAGAAGCUGUCUGAUAAGUUAGAGCUCAAGAAGAAAAAGCCUACGUACAACCCAAAUGACGACUAUGAUGAGACCGGUGAAAAGAAGAUUUUGGCGCACUAUGAUGAGGAAAUUGAUGGCAAAAAAGGAAAGAGAUUUACUUUAGACGGUAUGGGCAGUACUACUGAAGCCUCGUCAGGAAAUCUCGCAUCUACCAUCAAGACAAAAGCCAAAACCUUUAGCCUUGACAUUCUAAAAGAUGACGAGCCGAAGUCUGAUUACCUUGAUAUCUCCGAUAUCAAGGUCAAGAAACCGAAGAAAAAGAAGGCCAAGUCAACACGACAAAAGGCGAUUGAUGAAGACGACGUAUUUCCCGAACCUGAGCCUGCUGUCUCAAACGGUGACAAUGCUGACGCAAUGGAUGUUGAUCAAGGAUCUAAGCCCAUUAAGAAACGAACUUUCGAGGAUAUGUCCUUUGUUGAUGAUGAUGAUUUACAAGCUUUACUUGCUACCCAACGAAGGAAUGCAUUGAAGAAACGUCAAAAGUUACGGCCAGAAGAGUUCGCUCAACGACUACGGGAGGAAGCAUUGGCAACUCCCGCAGACAACGAGGAAGGUAAUGAUUCAGGACUUGUGAUUGAUGAAACUUCCGAGUUUGUUUCGAAUCUCCAAAAGCCAGUUGCACCAGAUCCUAAACGAAGACCAGUAUCCCGAACGGCAGAGGCCGUCACUUCCAUGGAUGCCGAUUCUGAUGAUGAUGGGGAUGUGCAAAUGAACGAAUCGUAUGCGAAUAUAGAGGAUGAUGAGGACAGACUUGCUCGAAUCAAACGUGAAGAGGAGUCGAAAGAUGGUAUCGCCAAUAAUGGGUUAGAAGAGGAAGCCACUCUCGAGAAAGGUCUAGGCUCUACCUUGAAACUUCUGAGAGAAAGAGGUAUCCUCAAGACUGCCGAGUCUGGUGAUGUGGCCACAAUUUUCCGAGAGAAACAGAUGUUUCUCGCUGAAAAGCAACGACGUGAGGCAGAAGCAGAAAGAAGAGCGAAGAUGCAAAGAGAGAGAGACCGUGCCACAGGUCGUUUGGAUCGUAUGUCUGCUCGUGAAAGAGAAGAACACGCUAGGCAACAAAAUACUUUACGAGAUCAACAAGAAUCGCGACAACUUGCUGAACACUUUAACAAGGAGUAUAAGCCUAAUGUAGAACUAAAGUACAUUGAUGAUCACGGAAGAAAUAUGAACCAAAAGGAGGCCUUCAAACACCUAUCGCAUCAAUUCCACGGCAAAGGCAGUGGCAAACAAAAGACCGAGAAAUUAUUGAAGAAGAUAGAAGACGAGAAACGAAGAGAAGCUCAAAGUUCACUGGAUGGUAGUCAAAUUGGUGGUAUGACUGGAGCGGCAGCACAACAGUUGAAGAAGAACAGACAAGCCGGUGUAGUGGUCUUCAUAUUUUUCAUCAGACGUACGGUAAGUCAGUGUUAUGCUAUGCUUCACCUUGAUCGUUCAUUCUAUGCUGUCAGUAAGGGAGCUUGUAUGUGA
Molecule: messenger RNA, 2085 nt
Organism: Sclerotinia sclerotiorum 1980 UF-70
Lineage: Eukaryota; Fungi; Ascomycota; Leotiomycetes; Helotiales; Sclerotiniaceae
Exons: 3
Coding region: 1-2085 (694 amino acids)
Biological process (GO): maturation of 5S rRNA; mRNA cis splicing, via spliceosome
Cellular component (GO): U4/U6 x U5 tri-snRNP complex
Source: RefSeq, a predicted model, not a curated record